Messenger RNA from Protopterus annectens (West African lungfish), 879 nucleotides. RefSeq names its product coiled-coil-helix-coiled-coil-helix domain containing 2 (gene CHCHD2). The record is from RefSeq and is a predicted model, not a curated record. Gene Ontology annotation, molecular function: sequence-specific DNA binding. The transcript is spliced from 4 exons. The coding region runs from base 151 to 618 and encodes 155 amino acids. NCBI's taxonomy places the organism in Eukaryota, Metazoa, Chordata, Ceratodontiformes, Protopteridae. Gene Ontology annotation, biological process: positive regulation of transcription by RNA polymerase II; mitochondrion organization. Gene Ontology annotation, cellular component: nucleus; mitochondrion.
GUAAUUCGACUUUAAUUUCGUCACUUCUUGUCGCAGCGUAGUGACGUUUUGGUGAUAUAAUACUCAUUCUGGAAAAUACGUGACAUUUGGUAAAGGUGACCUGGAAAUUUGGUGCAUUGAAAUUACAUUUUCAACUUUUCAAUAACUAAAAUGCCACGCGGGAGUAGAAGCCGUACUUCUAGAGUUGCACCCCCAGCCAGCCGUGCUCCUCCACCUAGAGUAGCACCUAGGCCAGCUGCUCCUGUUCCGGCUCACCCUCCUCCAUCUGCUAUGGCUUCUCCUUCUGCAGCACCAAGGCAACCUGGUUUAUUUGCUAACAUGGCAUCAACAGCAGCAGGAGUGGCAGUAGGUUCAGCAAUAGGACAUACAAUCGGCCAUGCCAUGACUGGGGGUUUUGGAGGAGGACAGAGAUCAGAGCCUGCAAGCCCAGAUGUUACUUAUCAGGAGCCUCAACCUAUACAGCCAAUGUAUCAACAGCAGCAGCAGUACCAGCGCAGUCCUUGUGAAUAUGAGCUGAAACAAUUCUUAGAAUGCGCACAGAAUCAGGGCGAUCUCAAACUUUGUGAGGGAUUUAGUGAAGUGUUAAAACAAUGCAAGUUUGCAAAUGGAUUAUCUUAAACAUUGUGAUGAAGGCAAGCAUCUCUUCCUAUGAUCUGUCGGAUUGUUUGCCCAGUUUAACUGCCUUUUGAAAUUAGAAAAAAAAAAGUUUAUAACCGGUGGACUCUGUACUUAAAAAGAAUAUAUUGAGAAAAGUAGCACCUGCAACAGUUUUGGAGUUCUGAGGAUGUGGUCAGCUGACAUCAAGUUUAGCAGCAUCUAACAAGCAUUUUCAUUCCCAGCUAUAUUGUUGAACAUAGUUAUAAACAAGUAUGACCUGAA